Molecule: messenger RNA, 891 nt
Organism: Ruditapes philippinarum (Manila clam)
Lineage: Eukaryota; Metazoa; Mollusca; Bivalvia; Venerida; Veneridae
Product: general transcription factor IIF subunit 2-like
Exons: 7
Coding region: 73-876 (267 amino acids)
Biological process (GO): transcription initiation at RNA polymerase II promoter; transcription by RNA polymerase II
Cellular component (GO): transcription factor TFIIF complex
Source: RefSeq, a predicted model, not a curated record
ACUUUCUUUUCUAGUACGGCAAAUAGACGGUUUUUAAACUGUUUCAGACAUCACGAAAAAAAGAAGAAACGGAUGAAUAUGACGUCAGUUAAAGAAGAAACACCCGGUAAACCCGUUCGUGAUGUUGACCUUACUGCUGCAGGCCGUGGCGUGUGGCUGGUUAAGGUUCCUAAGUAUCUCUCUGAGAAAUGGAAGAAAACAUCUGGGAAGAGUGAAGUUGGUCGGUUGAAGAUCACAAGAUCCAAGGUUCCUAACACGAUGCCAGAAGUGACCUUCUCAUUGAAUGAAUCACAGGUGAAACAAGAACUACCUGGUCAGCUAAGUGCAACACCUACAGAUCACAAGUUUCGCUUGACCGGUGUUGGAAAUCAAAAUCUUGUUGUAUUCUCUGAAGAUAGAGUGACUUCACCAGGUCCAUCAGCAGAGGAAAUCACAGAAAAGAUUGCUAUAGAAGGAAAAGUUAUACAGCGAGCGGAGUGUAGACCUGUGGCUAUUGCCGACUUGAGUUACCUCAAAUUGAAAAAACUACAAGUGGUUUCAAGCAAUAAACCGAAAAGGGAAAUUAAAAAGAUUGGAAAAGUUGUUCCAAACAAACCCAUCAGCCAUCAUGCAACUGAGGUUGCCCAUCAGAAGAAGAUGAAAGAGGAAGGCAAGAGAAUACGUCAAGAUAAAGAUCAAGUUAUGGAUAAAUUAUUUGAGAUAUUUGAAAAACAUCAAUAUUACAAUAUACAAGAUCUUGUCAGGCUUACUAGUCAACCUAUUGUAAGUACAGUUUCACUUUUUGUCCCCCGCCUUUUCAAAGAAAAAGGGGGAUAUAGAAAUAGGCUCCGUCCGUCCGUCUGUCCGCUCUCACAGGACAGUAAUAAUGUGGCUUGAGAGACAGUAGGUAAC